AGACAAUAAACAUCUAUGCUUGAUUGAAGCUAAGCUUGUUGCGCAAAAGAGAAUUCCAAUUCCAGGCAGGGAUAUUAACGGAGAUCUGGGUCCUCCCCAGGAAAGUUUGAAAUAACUCUUUUAAAUGCGAUUUCCUGAGUUUUGAGGGACAUCGAUGUAUAAAAGGCAUCACUUUUACGUGAAUUUUUGAUAAUUUGAUAACGAAGCCUUAGUGCGCGAAAGCAAGUAAAGACAAUUAUCUAAAAAAAAAAUCCCGCCGGAAAAUUGCCACGCGUACUAGCGUAAGGGACGCUACGCGCGUUCAUGCUUAUAUCAACAUUUGCAAUGAGAAGGAUGAAAAGCCCUAGAAUUUGAAGCGUUGUCUGAUCAAGAAACAAGACCGUGCAUAUUUACUUGGAAAUAUUACAUGAAUCUCUAGGCUUUUCUACUCAAGAAAAUAUUAUCAAGAGAAUAUACAGUACGACAUUUGCCGAAUGGCAGCAAUGUCAUUUAAAAUGUACGGUUAAAUAGGCCUUUUCUGAGAUAGCAGUUUGCAUUGCAUUGUGGUCUAGAUUCGGUACAAACAUCUUUAGUUCAUGCUGCCAAAUAUGGUGUUGUUUUUACUGAAGCUAGACCAUAAUGCAACAUGAUUUUGUCUUUCAGAAAUGGUCUAUGUAACUCGGUAUUAAGUUGAAAAUGGAAAUAAAGAUGAAAUAAAAAACCUUAGAUGAUAUAGAAUAUGGGUAACAGUACUCAAGCAUGUUAAGAGAACUUGAUACAUGUGAAGAAUGGCCACAAGUGCACCACUUCCACCCCCACCCCUAGGAACGACAACAUCGACAUCAAAGCAGAGAAGCAAUUACACUCGUAUUGGCAGACUUUUAACCGACAUUGGAACAAGAGUGUUGAGAGGAGUUCUUGAUUCGCACCACCCACCUGCUAGUCUACAGAAACAUAUUAACUCGCCCGCUGUAAACUCUACACUGAAAAAACUCAGAGCUAAGAGAGUUCUGAACACACAACAAUGGAGCAAGCUAUACCCACCAGCACCAGGAGUGCCAUCGUCGACGACCUUCGACAUAACAUUGCUCUUCCUUCUCCUACGGAAUACCUGUGGUUUGACUCCACCUACUACAGGCUGGGAUGCUGCCCCACCUCCAGCUGAUGUUAGCAAAGAGGCUGAUCUGAUUCGAGUAAAACGAUGCCGAAAUGAAAUAACUGGUCACAGCACAGCCGCAGAACUCUCUGAUGCUGAUUUUGAAACCCACUGGGCUGAAAUUGAGGCAGCAAUGAUAAGACUUGGAGGA
Messenger RNA from Exaiptasia diaphana, 1286 nucleotides. RefSeq names its product E3 ubiquitin-protein ligase DZIP3-like. The record is from RefSeq and is a predicted model, not a curated record. The annotation marks the transcript as partial. The transcript is spliced from 2 exons. NCBI's taxonomy places the organism in Eukaryota, Metazoa, Cnidaria, Anthozoa, Actiniaria, Aiptasiidae.